UAUAAGCUGGGAGGCAGCGCCGCCGCGGAUCACAUCAGCGGGAGUUCCCGGGACCGCCUGCCCCGCUGGCCAUGGGGUGCCUCGCUGCGCUGCUGCUCCUGGCGAUUACUGUUGCCAGCAACUCCUCUCAUGAACAGAACAGUGUCAGUCUAAAAAAGACAACCCAUCAGACAAGCGGCAAGGGGCUGGAUCUUUAUCAGUCAGACAGUCUUCGUCCUCUAAGGCGCACAAAAAGGAGAUGGGUUAUAACCACCAUUGAACUUGAAGAGGAGGACAAAGGACCAUUCCCCAAACUUGCUGGAGAGCUGUUCAACAAUAUGGCAUUUAAUAUAUCCUUAAUAUAUUCAAUCAGUGGAGCUGGUGUGGAUGAGGCUCCAGAGUUUGGGUUGUUUUCUAUAAAAGAUGAUGCCGAUGGACAUGUGUACGUACAUCGUACCAUUGACAGAGAGAAAACCCCUUCUUUUAAGAUAUGUUUUGAUGUUGUGCAUAGAGCGACUGGGGAGAUAGUGGACAGAUCUUUAAUUUUCAUCAUUAAGAUUAAAGACAUUAAUGAUAACUCACCCAAGUUUCCCAAGGACGAAUUUAACAUUACAAUAAAGGAAAGCCACAAUCAGAAUGAGCCAGUUUUCCAAGUGACAGCCCUCGACAAAGAUGAAGAAAACACGGCUAAUUCUCGGGUGACCUAUUCCCUUCUUACACAGACACCCAAUCUCAAAGAGCCCAGAUUCAACAUUGAUCCUACCAGUGGUCUGAUAAUGGUUUCAGGAUGCUUGGAAUAUAAGACUGCCAGAUCUUUUAAACUUCUGAUCAAAGCCAGAGACCAUGGGACCCCACAAAUGUCAUCCACUGCAACAGUUAACAUUGCCAUUGAGGAUACAAACAACCACCUGCCUGCAUUUACCAAGGAAAAUUAUCAGCUACAAAUUUCAGAAGGCAAAGUAGGGCCAGGUGUGUUAAGGCUCCCGGUGGAAGAUGAAGAUUCUCCAAACACACCUGGUUGGAGAGCAAAGUACAAAAUCGAGGAAGGCAAUGAAAAGAAACAGUUCAUCAUUGAGACCGACCCUGAGACAAAUGAGGGCAUUUUAAGCAUCAUUAAGCCUCUGGACUUUGAAGAAGUCUCAGAGAAGAGACUUGUUAUUUCUGUUGAAAAUGAAGAGCCUUUCUCUUUAUGCCAUAAUGGGAAGCCGACGAAUUCUCUGUUAGCCCCCAUCACUGCAUCAGUGGGUAUGGAAGUCCUAGAUAUAAAUGAUGCUCCGGAAUUUCACCUUCCACUGCUUUUUCUUGCAAAUGAAGAAGGCGUGAAACCUGGAACGAAGCUUGGAGAAUAUAUGGCUGUAGAUCUAGAUGCGGUGCCAAAUAAGAUAAAAUACAAAAUAGUUUAUGAUCCGGCAGGUUGGAUGAAUAUUGAUGAGAACACUGGUAUUCUUACUGCCAGGAAAGAACUUGAUCGGGAAUCCCCCUAUGUGAACAACAGUAUUUAUCCUGUUAUUGUUCAUGCUAUAGAUAAUGGUGUUCCGCCACAGACCGGCACUGGCACCAUUCAGCUUUACUUGUCUGACAUCAAUGACCAUGUGCCAACAUUAGUUACACCUUCCUUGGAAGUUUGUGACAAAGAGAAAUGGAAUCCCCUCAUCAUAAAGGCGGAAGAUGAUGACUCCCAUCCGUAUGCUGGUCCUUUUACAUUUAAACUCGCUGAUGACUCAAAAAGUAUAAAGCAAAACUGGAGAUUAGGAAAGAGUUUUGGUGACUCAGUUGAACUUUUAAUGUUGAGAAGCCUCCCACGUGGCAAGUACAAGGUGCCUCUCCUAAUUCUGGACAGGCAGGGAUUGUCAAGAAAGCAGAAUUUGUUUGUGAGGCUCUGCCGUUGCCAUGAUGGAAACGUAUGUGAAGAACCGAAUUUCACGUCAUUGAAUCUUGGAGGUGGUGCCAUUGCUGUGAUGUUGGCAGCUUUCUUGUUACUUCUUGUGUCUGUCUGUCUUCUGCUGCGGUGUUCAUGCGGGUCUCAAACCAGGAAAAAACAGUCCUAUCUCCCUUCUGAAGAAGGCAACCAGACUUUAAUCAAGUACAAUGAAGAGAGUGGAAACGUUUUGUCUCAGGUUACAGCAGAUGAUUUGGAUUAUGCUACCCAGAUCUUUGUGUAUCCAGAAGUUAAAAAAGAAAAACAAAUGUCUGAGGAUGUAAAGGGAAUGGUAUCAUCUCCUUUCCUUACAUCCAGUCAAGGCUAUAACCAAGUUCUGUGGGAUGUUGGUAGAGAGGUCCAGUCCAUAUCAGUAAGGGACGACCAUAAUUCCCAGAAGGCCCAGUAUUACAGACACAUGAAGACCCUGCAAAGAAGACCCCUUGCUGUGUUUGUAGAAACAGUGGGUGAAAUGUUGAAUCAGGGGCUCUAUCGCCUCCGUGACCAGGAGGAGAACAUAACCACUUACCAGCCUCACAUAUACACGGAGGAGGGAAAGCUAGAGAGAAGCAGCUCUGUUGGAUCCCUGCUGACAGCUGACCAUGAACUGCCUGAGGAUUUCUUGGACACUCUGGGACCAAAGUUUGCUGCUUUGGAUGAAAUCUGCCGGAAAUCAUUUCAGUCCAAGCCACUGUCAUAGGAACAAUGGAACUGUGGGGACAUUCCCACCGGCUUGGAAGGGACUCGACCCAAGCACACACAUCUGCUGACUUUUGGUGGCUGUCUCCUACAGGAAAUGUCCCCCAAGUUGUGUGUAUGGCUGAAUGAUACACUGUCAACAGCCAGGCAGUGGUUUGGAUCGGUGUUUAAACUUCUUUCUGGGUCUUCCCCUUUGGGUUCUCUGCUUGGAUUCACAGGCCCUUAGAUGUCGGCACAGGGCUCUUUCUUUUAUAACAAUUACUCCCAGCUGUCUCUGAGCUAAAGAGACUGAAGUGCAGACCCAGUCUGGUCAGGUCCCAGGCAUCAGGAAAAGCAUCUCUGGCCUCCUGCCGUCAGCUGUUUUUCCCCGUGCUGAUUAAAAGCUCAGCACUUUCCUUUAUAGUUUCCCUUUGGCCAAUUUUCUUUCCCCACUCGCUCUGAAACUUACCCAACAAAGAUUGUCAUUUCCAUUAGCCAGCUGUAGUGGCCCCCUUUCUGCCUGCCCCCAUGUGAUGCAGAAAGACACUGUUAUUGUUGCUGGUACUGAACAUCAUGGCUUCCUCUUCUGUGUGAAAGGGUGAGCACAGCCCAUGAAUUGGAAUGUCAGAAGAAACAGGUCACCAGUUGUUUGAGCCCUGCAUCUUUCCUGAGUUUUAUAAGUAUCUGUUCUCAUCCCUCACACAUCUAGAGGUUGGAAUCAUCUGGAAGUAGGAAGCUGUUUUAAAAUCCAACAGAUGGUGCUUAAAGCCCAUGUAGGAUUGUAGAAGAGGAUGAAAAGCCACCAUCCCGAUGAUAUUCACAGUAGAGCUGCUGGGAGUUUAGAUCACGGAGCAAGCACAGAUUGUGGUAAAUGCUAAGGUUUUUUUUUAAUUAAUUAGCCAUUGAAGGCUGUUUCCUGCUACUCCUGAAUCUGUGUGGCUGAUCUUCUGUAUGCAGCUUGUUUUCCACCCGUGGAUGCUGGCUCACACCCAUUUUAUGUGGGCAAAGCCUGUGUUUGUACAUUCAAAAUAGGUAUGUGCUCACUUCAGUGAGUGCAGACAUGUUGCAAAAGCAAGUGUCUAGAAUCCGGAGGUGGGCCCAAAGUUUCUCCUUGUUUGGCUAGGAAAGAGCAGAAGUUUUGCGGUGGGCUCAGGAUGUGGUGUGGGUUGCUUUGGCAGAGCAAAGGAAAUAGAUGAAAAGUGCCCAUAAGGUUUCCAUCUAGAGCAACUUCCUGGCUGCACUGUUCCAGGGACAUUCUAAGUUCUUUGCUGGGGCAGACACAUGCUGCUGAAAUGGGCAUCUUGGUGCAUGCAAUAAAUAAUUUUAAAAACAACACUAGUGGCCUAUUUUAGUUUAAAAACAGCAAAGAUAUCUGUGUCCCUUUCCAUUUCUCAUAAGGAGUCCUGAAAUUUAAAUCUGCUCGUGAUGGAUGCACUUGCUUUGAGCUGCAUCUUGAAAGUCUGGAACCACUGGAGAAAGAUGAUGUCUCAAGUCUGGUUCGGCAUUGACUCUGCUUCUGUAUUUGGUUUUCAAAUGUGCAUAUGAGGAAAAUACUCUCUCAUAUAAAUACGAUGUUGAAAACAGUAACAAAACUGUA
Molecule: messenger RNA, 4172 nt
Organism: Pelodiscus sinensis (Chinese soft-shelled turtle)
Lineage: Eukaryota; Metazoa; Chordata; Testudines; Trionychidae
Gene: CDH26
Product: cadherin 26
Biological process (GO): cell-cell adhesion mediated by cadherin; multicellular organism development; cell morphogenesis
Cellular component (GO): plasma membrane; adherens junction; catenin complex
Molecular function (GO): calcium ion binding; beta-catenin binding; cadherin binding
Source: RefSeq, a predicted model, not a curated record